GCCCAUCACAGAUAAAUACAUUAGGGUUUUUUGAGGAGCGCCAUUUCACUCUGCUCAUCUCCCACAGGCCACAACCCUCCGUUCCAUCACAAAGAAAGGGAUGGCGAGGAUUAAGGUUCACGAGCUGAGGCUAAAGAACAAGGUAGAGCUGCUGGCGCAGCUCAAGGAUCUGAAGGCGGAACUUGCGCUGCUGCGCGUAGCGAAGGUGACCGGAGGCGCUCCGAACAAGCUGUCGAAGAUCAAGGUGGUUAGGCUGUCGAUUGCGCAGGUGCUGACCGUGAUUUCUCAGAAGCAGAAGUCCGCGCUGCGAGAAGCCUACAAGAACAAGAAAUACUUGCCGCUUGAUCUCCGCCCUAAGAAGACUCGCGCUAUCCGCCGCCGCCUCACCAAGCACCAGGCAUAUUUGAAGACAGAAAAGCAGAAGAAGAAAGAGAUGUAUUUCCCUCUAAGAAAGUAUGCUAUCAAAGUUUAAGUUAGUAUUUUAAUUCAACUCAUUUUGUUUCUGUUUCCCAAUCUUAAGGAAUGACAAUAUUUUGUUACAAUGAAGUUUGCUGCUAUUUGCAUUUUGUUCAA
Messenger RNA from Salvia hispanica, 573 nucleotides. RefSeq names its product large ribosomal subunit protein uL29-like. Gene Ontology annotation, biological process: translation; maturation of LSU-rRNA from tricistronic rRNA transcript (SSU-rRNA, 5.8S rRNA, LSU-rRNA). Gene Ontology annotation, molecular function: mRNA binding; structural constituent of ribosome. The record is from RefSeq and is a predicted model, not a curated record. Gene Ontology annotation, cellular component: cytosolic large ribosomal subunit; ribosome. Lineage: Eukaryota; Viridiplantae; Streptophyta; Magnoliopsida; Lamiales; Lamiaceae.